UCCUGCUUAUGGAGACAAGAAUGGAAACAGAAAGAAGAGAACAGGCUGGUGUCAGGAGGAGAAGAUGCCGUGACCGCAUUAACUGUGUUGAACUCCAUGUGAUAUAUGCUCUGAACACUAAGAAUGAUGAACAUGAGGCUAAUAUACAGGCUCUGAAAGAUGCGCAUGAAGAAGAAAUUCAGCACAUUCGUGCUGAGACAAGGAAAACAAUCCUGCAGUAUAAAAGCAAAGCUGAAGAAGAAAAGUCGCUCAGAAAGCGUAUUCAGGUCCUUGAAGAUGCAGUAGACCAACACAGGAGACUCAAAGAAGAAGCCUUAGCAGAGUUAACCCUGUUCAAGAAGCAGGUGAAAGAGCUGAGAAUGGAAGUAAAACAGGCAGAGAUACUUUCCACGGACACAGGAGAUACCAAUGCAGACUUUGAAGACAGGCUUUUACAUUUAAAUCAGCAGCAUGAGGGCCUGUUAAAUGAAUGCAAAGCACUCAGGGAGAUUUUUGAUACAAAAGAGAUUUUAGAUAAAAAACACAGUGUGGAAGAACAAGCUCUAAUUAAAGAGAUGGAAAACCAGAAGAGUGAGAACCAGAGUGUCACAGAAGAGUGUACACAGAAAAGCAGCCAACUGCAAGACUCCUGUGAGAGAGAAAAAGAGACUUUACAACAAGCUAUCCAGCAAUCCAUGGCAGAACAGCAGAAGAAUUGUCAGCAAAGAGAACUGGAGCCAAGGAAGAGCUUAGAGGCUCAGGAAGUUUUUUUGUUGCAGCAGGUAAAGAAACUGGAGGUUGACCUGGAGGAAAAAACCUGGAAGGUAAAUGAGAGGAAGAAACAUUCCCAGAAGAUGAAAGAGAGAAUACAGGUGGCUCAGCUGAAGCAAAUGUUAGAACAACAAGCAAGUAAUUUCAAAGAGUCACUGAAGAAACAGAACCUGCAGGCCAUCAAAGAAAAGGAGAAACUUCUGCAGGAUCUUCAAAACACCAUUAAAGAAAACCAGAAUGUUAAGCUGCAGCUGGAGGCAUCACAUCAAAAGAUCUUAAAAAUGUUAGAGAAAAGCAAAAAUCGGGAACUCAAGGUUUGCUUACAGGAGGCAGAAGAGCGUUUGAAAAGGGAAUUCAAUGAGUCUUUCAAGACCCAACAUCACUCUCAUAAGCUGGAAAUAGAAACCUUGGAGGAGAGAGCCAAAAAGGAAUUACAUGAUGAACUGGAGGAGAUACAGAAAGAGCAAACUCUCUUGCUAGGAUCGGUGCGGCUGGAGCUCUCUGAGCAGCAGGCGCUGUGCACGAGCCUCAGAAAGCAAAUAGCAGAACUGCAGGAGGAGCUGCACCGAGUGAGGACGCUGAGGAAGCACCAGGAAGGAAGUAGCCAGAGCCAGCUCAGAUCCCUUCAUGAUGAACUGGAAAAAAGCCAGCAUGAAGUUUCAGGUCUCAAGAAAGAGAAUUUACUUCUGAAGGACACAAUGGAACUACUGAGUGCAGAGCUGGGGUCACAGAAGCAAGAAGCUGCACAGCUUCAGGACAGGGAGAAACAGCACAGAAGGCUACUGAUAGAAGACCUCCAAGUCAAGCAUAGUAAAGAACUCGACGCACUGAAACAGGAUCACCAGAAGGAGAUGGAAAAUGUGUUGUGUGAUUUCAGCAGCACUCAGGCACAUCUUCAAGCAAAAAUUUUCUCCUUAGAGACUGAGCUGAAAGAAUUAGAAGAAAAGUCAAGAAAGCAGGAGGCCAGGGCAGAAGAUAAACAUCUUGUAAGCUGCCUGCAAGAUAAAAUAAGGGAGAGAGAAGAGAUUAUCAAGCAGCUUGUGGAAGGAAGGAAGUUCCAGCAUUCACUUUUGGCUAACACCGAAUCCUACAGGAGUCGAUCCUUUUCUUUCAACCCUAGCCUGGGAUGUUUGACUCCUUCCAUGAAGCAGAAGAAAGUGGACGAGGGGCCCAGCCGUGUCAUCAGCGUUCCGAACUUGGCCUCCUACGCAAAGAGCUUCCUGAGCUGUGACCUGAGGCCAAGAAGAAGCGCUUCCCAGGUGCCCAAGUCAACCAGCCUGGAGCAGAGCUCCCCGGCGAGCAGAGCUCCCCGGCGAGCAGAGCUGCCACCAGGGCACACGACAGUGAAGUGCUGCAGAACAAAGGUGACCAAAACCGAAGCCGUCAGUCUCAGGAAUGGUUUGCAAAAUACUUUUCCUUCUAAAGCAAAGUGUCUCCAUACAACUCAGAAUUACUAGGAAAGAAGUUCCCAUUUUCUCUUGGGAAAUGAUAGUGCAAUAUGUGAAAAAGCAUAUAUUUAUAUAAUUUCCAAAUCCAUUAUUAGGAAUGACUGCACUUUCUUAUAUCUCAUUACGGGCAUGGAUUUUGGAAAAAUAAUUUUUUAUCUUUUUUUUGGUUAAAAAAAAUGAAGUGCAAAAUUGCAGAUACUGCUCUGUAAAAGACUUUCUACUCAAGAGAGCAUGUCCCGCCACAAUUACGUGAAAUCUGUGAUUUCUUCUCACAUGCCUCCUUUCAGUCUGGCCCCAGCUGAAGGAACUCCUCACCUCUGUAGGUGAUUUCUCUAAGGUUACAUGUUUGUUUCAUUGUUGUGUAAAAUCAUUUCAGCUUAUGUAAGUUUAUAAGCUUGAAUAGUUGUUAAGCUACCUUUAUGCUAUAAAGCAUGUGAUAUACCUCCAAGAAGAGCAUGUUUAUAGCAGGUUGUUUAAUUAGUUCUUGAUUGAUGAACUGAUUUCUCAUUUUGUUCUUACUACAAAAUAAAACUACGGCUGCGCUCCAACAUGUGUAAAAUUUAACCUGAUAGAUCAGGGUAAUAUGUAAAUAUUAAAACUUGCUUAUAAACCA
Molecule: messenger RNA, 2811 nt
Organism: Nothoprocta perdicaria
Lineage: Eukaryota; Metazoa; Chordata; Aves; Tinamiformes; Tinamidae
Gene: FAM184B
Product: family with sequence similarity 184 member B
Exons: 12
Coding region: 9-2207 (732 amino acids)
Source: RefSeq, a predicted model, not a curated record